This is a messenger RNA of Aureobasidium melanogenum CBS 110374, 606 nucleotides long. RefSeq lists its product as uncharacterized. Bases 1 to 606 code for a protein of 201 amino acids. The transcript is spliced from 2 exons. The record is from RefSeq and is a predicted model, not a curated record. NCBI's taxonomy places the organism in Eukaryota, Fungi, Ascomycota, Dothideomycetes, Dothideales, Saccotheciaceae.
AUGCAGUUGUUGUAUCUACCGAUCGAGCUCCUCGAUCUGAUCAUUCUCUACUGCGUCACUACGGAGCCAAUGACUGUCAACCUGGCGCCAACGGCAACCUGUCUGACGCGUAGUCUGUUCCCGUUCGUCUCUCGACGCAAGCGCUACACAGUAACAAAUUACCCAUACAACCUUCUCUUGAUCAAUCGCCUGAUCUCCCGCCUUGCUUUCAAGCACAUCUGGACUCAGAAGUCUCUUAUCAUCUCUCUGACCCCAUCAGAUGCUUUAUGCUUCCUCCUUCACGGACUAAGUCAGCACCAGAAAGACGCACUGUGCAAGGUUCAGCUUCCCAGAUUCUUGCUGAGCUGGUCAUUCCCUAUCAACUCUGACAUCUGGCUGAUUGCAGGCAAGGAGAAGGGCGAAAGUUGGUAUGAAGGCGCCAAGGAUCCAGAGAUGGAGGUUCCCGGCAAGAGGUUCCAGAAAUUGGUUGGCAUGUUGGACACAGAAUCUACUUAUGCAAUUGGUCCUUUUGGUUCUCACACAGUGCAAUUGUGCAUCAAAGACAUCCUAGUAGGCAUGGCGUUCUACGUUCACAUGAUCUUCGAGGGCUUCUUCUGUUUCUUCUAG